Molecule: messenger RNA, 1648 nt
Organism: Haliotis rubra (blacklip abalone)
Lineage: Eukaryota; Metazoa; Mollusca; Gastropoda; Lepetellida; Haliotidae
Product: vesicle-trafficking protein SEC22a-like
Exons: 6
Coding region: 241-1164 (307 amino acids)
Biological process (GO): vesicle fusion with Golgi apparatus; endoplasmic reticulum to Golgi vesicle-mediated transport; retrograde vesicle-mediated transport, Golgi to endoplasmic reticulum
Cellular component (GO): ER to Golgi transport vesicle membrane; endoplasmic reticulum membrane; endoplasmic reticulum-Golgi intermediate compartment
Molecular function (GO): SNAP receptor activity
Source: RefSeq, a predicted model, not a curated record
AUUCUCUUCCUGUUAUUAUUUUUUAGCUAUUUGCAACGUGACAAAAUUUUGUUUCUUCGCGAACGUAUAAUAUAUUCAAAUCAUCGAGAGGUAGACAGGUUUUUAAAACGGCAUAAUGAUUUUGAUAGAUUAAAAGUUAACCGAAUACAACCAACCACAGAGAAAAGUAGACGGUGAAAAGGCCUUAAAAUGCCAGCGAAAUAACGUCGCAUGUCAGUGAAAGUAAAAUAGUCUCCAAUUAUGAUUGGGUUUUCUAUGAUAACAAAAACCAGCGAUGGGCUGCCUUUGUGUGGCACAACUGAUAUGAGAAGCGAAGACCAAAGUGAAGACUAUCAGUUAGCGUACAAAGAUUUAAAAUUAAUCACAAAACGACUUUCAAAAUUCCCCGACAGAUGUUCAUGUACGCCGAAUUCAUACUCUAUACAUUUCAUAAGUGCUGUUGGUUUGACGUUUCUUGUGCUAUGUGAGUCAUCCUACCCAGUAGUGUUGGCCUUCUCAUUUCUGGAUGAAAUACAAAAGGAAUUCUUACGGGAAUAUGAAAGAGACAAGACCAUUCAGGCAUCAUUAAGACCUUAUGCUUACAUUAAGUUUGAUUUGAACAUUAAGAAAAUAAAGGCUCGGUAUAACAAUCCCAGGUCACUGAGAACAAGGUUGGACCUGUCUGCUUUAAGCCAAGAGAUAAAAAUUCUUCCACCUUAUGUCAUUCAUCCUGAUGAGUUCAAGUACCCUGGAGGGAAAAGUGCUUCACUGACAUCAUUCAGAACUGCUGCUUCAUCAGAGCGGCAUUUUGUGUCACUUGACCUAUAUGGCUGGCUGUCAGUGGGGCUGAAUAUACUGUGUUCAUUGCUCAAUCUCACCCGUGGUGUCAGCGUCAUGAACGAUGGCCAUAUAGAUAGCCUAGACAGUGAAACAUUCCAGUAUGCUGUUGCCUUUUUCCUAUGCUUCUUAUUCUUUGGUUAUCAGGUGUACUUGAUGAGCUGCCCAACCAGCAUGAGGAAGCCUCUGGCCUGUGCUACACUCGGAAGUAUCUGCCUUUGUCAACUGUAUCUGUGGGAACAUAGAACUAGUGUACAAGUGCUGUUUCAUGUCACAGUAGGCUGUGCAGCCACUUUUACUAUAUUCACCAGACAGAUUCAAGAGAAGUUGCCUCAGUAUAAUCUGUGACACUAUUUCUAAUAUUAAGUUGAAUUAAUAGAUGGUAUAGUCCUAAUACUGAAAAAACAGUAUGGAAGAAUGUCUGAUUCUGUGUUUGUCCAUGCUAAGGAUGUUACUGUACAUGGCUGGCAAUACAAAAUGAAUGAAGAAUCCUGAUGGAGAAGCCUCGAGUCAGACAAAACAGAUUGAAACAAAAACACUUAAUUUUCAGGCAACGACAGUGGUGUCAGCACCACCACAUUUUAGUGCUUGAGAGUGCAUCUUGGCAGGCAAAUUUCAAAUUUCAGUCUUCAUUAAUAUGGGCUAACUUUGUUCUUUGAAGAGGGCAUGGACUGUGUUACUUCGAAUUUCUUUUGCUCACUUUCACUGCAGGAUACCUGUACAGGUGCUACUGCCUCAAACAAGGCACCAAUUGAGAAGGAUGUUGAUAUGUAUGAAAGUUGCAUGAACCUCGAAAUUUUAUAAAAAAUAAAAGACGUGUAUCAAUUUUAAA